AUGGAAAAUUCCGAAAGCAUAACUGCGAGAGCAAACAUGGAAAAUACUACAUCGUGUUGUCACCCGGCGCAUCGAGUUCAUAGAUUUAUUGCAUUGAUAUUGAUGUGUUUUCUUUGUUUUGGAUCAUAUUUUUGUUAUGAUACACCUGGAGCCUUAGCUGAUAAUUUCAAAGGGGAUUCCCACCUAAAUACAUCACAGUUUGCGCUCUUAUACUCUAUAUACUCAUGGCCAAAUGUGGUGUUAUGUUUCAUCGGUGGUUAUCUCAUUGAUAGGUAUUUUGGUGUAAGACUAGGUACCAUUAUCUAUAUGUCCAUAUUGUUUGUUGGAGCUGUCCUUUUUGCAUUUGGAGUAUACAUAGAUAAGUUUUGGUUGAUGAUACUUGGCAGAUUUAUAUUUGGCAUAGGUGGAGAAUCGUUACAAGUAGCUGUGAACAAUUAUGUUGUGCUAUGGUUCAAAGGAAAAGAACUCAAUAUGGUGUUCGGAUUACAACUUUCUUUUUCUCGUUUUGGUAGUACUGUUAACUUUUGGGUCAUGGAACCCAUUUAUCACUGGGUUGCAAAUUACUAUGGUGGUUAUGAACGAUUGGGUGUAACAUUAUUCAUAGCCUCUAUGACGUGUCUGGGAUCACUUAUAUGUGGACUGCUUCUUGGCUGGAUGGAUCAUAGAGCUGAAAAAAUAUUAGAUAGAAGAGAAGAGCAUGCAAAUGAUCCUCCUUUCAGAAUGCUUGACAUUCUUAAUUUCAAAGCUGUAUUCUGGCUUGUCUCUGUGAUUUGUGUUGCUUACUAUUUAGCAAUAUUCCCUUUUAUCGCCUUAGGAAAAUUAUUCUUCGAAAGAAAGUUUGACUUCAAUCCACAAGAUGCAAACACUGUAAACUCUAUGGUAUAUUUUCUAUCUGCUGCGCUGAGUCCAUUUUUCGGGAUCCUCAUAGACAAGACAGGACGAAAUGUGACCUGGGUUAUAUUAAGUAUUAUUACAACGAUUGGUUCCCAUUUUCUGCUCGCAUUCACAUUUGUUAAUCCCUACGUAGGAGUGAUGUCACUAGGAAUCUCUUACUCACUUCUAGCGAGUGGACUCUGGCCCUUAGUUGCUAUGAUUGUUCCAGAAUCGCAAUUGGGAACCGCCUACGGAAUAUGUCAAGCUGUCCAAAACCUUGGUUUAGCGACCGUUAUUAUUCUUGCUGGUGUUAUCGUUGAUAAAUUUGGUUAUCUCAUGCUGGAGAUGUUCUUCUUGGGAUGCUUAUUUAUCGCUUUGAUUGCUGCCGUGCUCAUAUAUAUUUUGGAUUCAGCUAACUCUGGUGUACUGAACCUAUCGCCGUCUGAGAGAGAAGCUUUGAAAAUGCCUACAGUACGAACAGAUGAAAGAGCGAAUCUCCUAGAUCACGCAGAGAGCUCGGACGCGGACGAAGAGGUGAGACCCUCUGAAGAUGAAAGGGACAGUGGCUUAACACAAUCGGACCGCAUUAGAAGCCGGUACAUUGCACAGAUACUGCCAAACACUAACAUUCCUGACAGACAAAGACUGACACCUUCCAUCUAA
Molecule: messenger RNA, 1536 nt
Organism: Leptosia nina
Lineage: Eukaryota; Metazoa; Arthropoda; Insecta; Lepidoptera; Pieridae
Source: the annotation of a GenBank genome assembly